AUGUCCAAGUCAGGAUCCCCCUUGCGUCAGAGGGUGGUCGUGCCCCCAAGCUCAUCCAAGAGGGUGCCCUACAUGUUCAUUCCUCUGGAGCCCGGUCAGGUGGACUUGGAGGUGAAGGUCGUGAGCAUCGAAACCUGGGACCACGUGAGGAAGACCAACCUGGUCCAGCUUUUUCAUUGGCUGCCCUCACACAGGAAAGUUCAUCCUGGAGAGAAACCUCAUAAAUAUAAGGCACGUGCAAAGGCGUUCACUCAAUCAUCAACCCUUACUGGGCAUAUGAAAACUCAUACUGAAGAGAGGCCUUAUGUAUGUAAGGAAUGUGGGAAGGCGUUUAAUUAUUCCUCAGGCCUUACACGGCAUAUGAGAAUUCACAGUGGAGAGAAGCCUUAUGGAUGUAAGCUAUGUGGAAAGGCCUUCUCUGUGUCCUCAAGCCUUGAUGUGCAUAUGAGGAUUCACAAUGGAGAGAAGCCUUAUGGAUGUAAGGUAUGUGGAAAGGCCUUUGUUGCAUCCUCAAACCUAAUUAGCCAUAUGAGAAUCCACACUGGAGAGAGACCUUAUGUUUGUAAGGAAUGUGGGAAGGCCUUUGUUGAAUCCUCAGGCCUUACUCGGCAUACGAGAAUUCACAAUGGAGAGAAGCCUUAUGUAUGUAAGGUUUGUGGAAAGGCCUUUGUUAGUUCCUCAAGCCUUAAUUUGCAUAUGAGUAUUCACAAUGGAGAGAAGCCUUAUGGAUGUAAGGUAUGUGGAAAGGCCUUUGUUGUAUCCUCAAGACUGAUCACCCAUAUGCGAAUUCACACUGGAGAGAGACCUCAUGUCUGUAAGGAGUGUGGGAAGGCCUUUGUUUCUUCCUCACACCUUAAUGAUCAUGUGAGAAUUCACACUGGAGAGAAACCUUUUGUUUGUAAAGAAUGUGGGAAGCCUUUCGGGAUCCUGCCGCCUGUCCUAUCUUAG
Molecule: messenger RNA, 948 nt
Organism: Sorex fumeus (smoky shrew)
Lineage: Eukaryota; Metazoa; Chordata; Mammalia; Eulipotyphla; Soricidae
Product: zinc finger protein 571-like
Exons: 4
Coding region: 1-948 (315 amino acids)
Cellular component (GO): nucleus
Source: RefSeq, a predicted model, not a curated record